Molecule: messenger RNA, 1701 nt
Organism: Priapulus caudatus
Lineage: Eukaryota; Metazoa; Priapulida; Priapulimorpha; Priapulimorphida; Priapulidae
Product: Y+L amino acid transporter 2-like
Exons: 11
Coding region: 1-1701 (566 amino acids)
Biological process (GO): amino acid transmembrane transport
Cellular component (GO): membrane
Molecular function (GO): L-amino acid transmembrane transporter activity
Source: RefSeq, a predicted model, not a curated record
AUGUGGCUGUGGGUGGCUGUCUCAAUUAUUGCUAUGAUGUACCUGCGCUGGAAGGAACCUGACUGGGAGAGACCGAUUAAGUUGAACAUCAUCAUUCCAAUAAUUUUCGCACUGUGCAGCGUCUUCAUUGUCGUGUUGGCAUUCGUUGAGGAUCCGGUGCCUUCAGGUUACGGCCUGCUCAUCAAUGCACUCGGCAUUCCCGUCUAUUUUCUGUUCAUAUAUUGGAAGCCCAAGCAAGCCUGCUACACGGCACUAUUCGGUACACGUAACCUUUGCAUAAUGGUUACCAGUGAUGAGAAAAAUUCUCGUGACGGUAAAGUAGAACUGAAGAAGAAGGUGACCUUGUUCAAUGGCGUGACCAUGAUCGUGGGAUGCAUCAUCGGAUCGGGAAUCUUCCUUACUCCCGUCGGAGUUUUAAGACAGACACAAACCAUCGGCUUGUCGCUCAUCGUCUGGGCGUUGUGCGGCGUGCUGUCGACGCUAGGCGCGCUGUGCUAUGCCGAGCUGGGCACCACGAUACCACGCUCUGGGGGUGACUUCGCCUACAUCAUUACAGCGUUCGGACCGUUACCAGCUUUCUUGUUUCUUUGGGUGUCUCUAACGAUUAUUCGCCCAACAUGCCAAGCUGUCGUUGCCCUGACCUUCGCUAAAUACGCCACGCAGCUAUUCUUCCCGGGCUGUGAGCCGCCUAAUGCAGCUGUGCGCAUACUGGCCGCUCUGUGCAUCUGCGCACUGGCGUAUAUAAACUGUGCUGGCGUGAAGUGGGCGACUAGAAUUCAAGACUUUUUUACCAGUGCAAAGCUGUUGGCACUGAUGUUGAUUAUCUUGACAGGAAUUGCCUGGCUUUGCAUGGGUGAGUUUACUUCUUAUUCGUUCAAGCCAGCUACUGCAGGCAUGAUAGCCUUGGCAUUCUACAACGGAUUGUUCGCCUACGGAGGCUGGAACAACCUCAACUUUGUAGUCGGGGAACUGAAAGAUCCACAAAGAAAUCUACCUCGCGCCAUCAUGAUCGCCCUGCCGCUGGUAACAGUCGUCUAUGUGCUCGUCAAUGUCGCCUACUUUGCGGUUCUUUCCCCAAGCGAAUUCCUCACAUCAGAUGCAAGCGGUGUGCUGUUUGGCAAGCGGAUGUUUGGAGUUAUGGCCUGGAUCGUACCAGUGUUUGUUUCCAUGUCAUGCUUUGGGACGGUCAACGGAAUGCUCUUCGGUUCUGGAAGGCUCGUCUUUGUUGGAGCACAGGAAGGACAAUUACCGGCGAUAGGCUGUAUGAUUCACGUAAAGAACCUUACACCCUCUCCAGCUGUGAUAAUUACAUGCAUGCCUUCAUUGGUCAUCCUGUGUGUGAGAGAUAUCUUCUCGCUCAUCAGCUUCUUCAGCUUUAACGUGCGAGUGUGGAUGACCGUAUCUGUACUUGGUAUGCUGUAUCUGCGAUGGAAGAAGCCCAUGUGGAAGAGACCGAUCAAGUUGAACAUCAUCAUUCCAAUAAUUUUCGCACUGUGCAGCGUCUUCAUUGUCGUGUUGGCAUUCAUUGAGGAUCCGAAACCUUCAGGUUACGGCCUGCUCAUCAAUGCACUCGGGAUUCCUGUCUAUUUGCUGUUCAUAUAUUGGAAGCACAAGCCAGACUGCUACACGGCACUAUUCGGGAAAGCAACAGAGUUUCUGCAAAAGUUGUUGUAUGUAGUGCCCCAAGAAUCGGCUAUUUAA